GUUUCCCUGAAAUACCUGCCUCGGCCGCCCCCAAACACCGCGUGCGCCACGACGCAAUGCUGCGACCCUGGGCGCAUCUGCGGCGCUUGAAGGGCGUUCGGGGGGAAUCUGCCUCAGCGUGGCAGGUUAAGGAGGAGAAGCGAAGAGUCAAGGAGGCAGACCUCCGAGGCGGCACCUUCGAGGAGCGAGGCUUCGAGGCGGCCCGGGACAAGCGCCGGGCGGUGGCCUACUGGCCGCCCCAGGGGGAGGGUUUCGAGCUCCCGGGCGGCCGGAAGCAGGUGCGAGUGCUGGCGGCCAAGAGCGACGUGGACGGAUACCUGGAGGCGCAGCUGGUCUUCCAGACGCGCGGGGGGCACCUUCUGAUGAACCUCACCCUGGAGGAGCUGGAGGAGCUGGAGAAGCUGGCGCCGAGAGUCAGCGAGUACUUCGACCUCUGGGAGGAGAAGGCCGUGGAGAAAGCGGAGGAGCAAGGCGAGCGCGACCUGCGCAGGCGCCUUGCCGCGCGCAAGGUGGCCGUGGAGUGAGCCUUCGGCUUCGGGCCGGUUUCGCCGGUUUAGGCGGGCGAGGUAAAGCGGGGCCCA
Molecule: messenger RNA, 581 nt
Organism: Effrenium voratum
Lineage: Eukaryota; Dinophyceae; Suessiales; Symbiodiniaceae
Source: the annotation of a GenBank genome assembly